CCAGGCUCCCAGCCCCCGGCGGUGGCGGUGGCGCCCGGAUCCCCCGCCCCCGUGAACGGACCGCCGGGCGUACGCCCGCCCUCGCUGGUCCCCGGCCGCCCCGCUCCGCCCUUUGCCUGUCCGCGCCCGCCCUCGACCCGCGAUUUCCCGGGCAAUAGCCGCGCGGCUGGGAGAUCCCUCCGGGCUCAAGUUGCAAGGGGGCGGGCCCGGGCCGGAGGUGGAGUCUCCCGCCAAUUGAAGCCUUGGCUAUAAAUUGAGCUCCCUGCACGCAGAAUCCCAGAUGCCGCACCAGGCCGCCUCGCGGUUGGUGGUCGGAGAGGGCGACGGGUCCCAGGGGGUCUCGGGUCCCGCGGCCACCAUGCUCCGCUCCCUGCUGCUUCACUCCCUGAGGCUCUGCGCCCAGACCGCCUCGUGCCUCGUGCUCUUCCCGCGCUUCCUCGGCACGGCCUUCAUGCUCUGGCUCCUCGACUUCCUGUGCAUCCGCAAGCAUUUCCUGCGCCGCCGUGGCCUGGAGCAGUCCGAGCCCGAAGCGGAGCUCAACAGUGACGGUGAGGAGGUGCCCCCCGACGACCCGCCCAUCUGCGUGUCCGACGACAACCGUCUGUGUACCCUGGCGUCGCUCAAGGCCGUGUGGCACGGUCAGAAGUUGGAUUUCUUUAAGCAGGCGCACGAGGGCGGGCCGGCUCCCAACUCCGAAGUGGUCUUGCCCGACGGCUUCCAGAGUCAGCGUAUCCUGGACUAUGAGCAAGGGAACCGCCCGCUGGUGCUCAAUUUCGGCAGCUGCACCUGACCACCGUUCAUGGCGCGCAUGAGCGCCUUCCAGCGCCUGGUGACCAAGUACCAGCGCGACGUUGAUUUCCUCAUCAUCUACAUCGAAGAAGCCCACCCCUCAGACGGCUGGGUCACCACAGACUCCCCCUACAUCAUCCCACAGCACCGGAGCUUGGAGGACCGGGUCAGCGCGGCUCGGGUACUGCAGAGAGGCGCGCCUGGCUGUUCUCUGGUCCUGGACACCAUGACCAACUCCAGCAGCUCGGCCUAUGGCGCCUACUUUGAACGCCUCUAUGUCAUCCAGAGUGGUACCAUCAUGUACCAGGGAGGUCGAGGCCCUGAUGGCUACCAGGUCUCGGAGCUGCGCACCUGGCUGGAGCGCUACGAUGAGCAGCUGCACGGCCCUCGGCCAGGCCGGUUGUAAAUAACGGAGGAACAAUUUCCUGAACUUGGUGGGCUGGGCCUUGGGCUUUGGAAGCCCCCUUGCAAGCGCCAGCAGCGAAGUCGGGCAUGGUGAGACCCAAGAACACAGAUGCACUGAGCCAUAACUCCGGCUGGGUCUGGCACUCAGCCACUAAGACUAGCCUCCUUAGGACUCGUGACUCACUUGUACCUGCCCGGCUGGCUUGAAAUCCCCAUAGGAGUCCCGGGGCAACGCGCGCGCACCCAAUCCUGUGCGCCCCUAGGCCUGGCUCCCGCGCGACUCUGGUACACCUGCUCCCCAGCGCGCAGCCAGCCAGCCGGGUGCGCGGUGCGCGCAUCUCCAAAUGCAGACACCUUGGCCACGCCCGCGCGCCGGGAGCGCAGCUGGGUUCCAGCAGCUCUAGGCUGUGCUAGUUGCCUGGCACCCACCUGUCGCGCGCAGGGAACCCUGCUGCCUUCG
This is a messenger RNA of Octodon degus (degu), 1654 nucleotides long. RefSeq names its product iodothyronine deiodinase 3 (gene Dio3). Lineage: Eukaryota; Metazoa; Chordata; Mammalia; Rodentia; Octodontidae. The transcript has a single exon. Gene Ontology annotation, molecular function: thyroxine 5'-deiodinase activity. The record is from RefSeq and is a predicted model, not a curated record.